GCCAUUUCGCAUCGUCUUCUCAAGCUUCGUCCUCCUCCUUCGACGGAAGCAGAGAUGAUGCUUCUUCCCGACGUCCACGAGAGCGGCGCCUCCUCCACCAUCACCUCCUCGUCGUCGUCCUCCUCCUUGUCCUCCGUGACUACCUCCUGCUGCCCCAAUGCCACUCCGCCGCCGCCAUCCAGGGGCGCCAGAUCCAAUAAGCGGGAGGCCCCCGCUCCCGCAGUCGUCGGAGAAACCAACAAGCGGAGGAAGGACGGGAAGCACCCGGCGUACCGCGGCGUGCGGAUGAGGAACUGGGGCAAGUGGGUCUCCGAGAUCCGGGAGCCCCGCAAGAAGUCGCGGAUUUGGCUGGGGACGUUCCCCACCGCCGAGAUGGCGGCGCGCGCGCACGACGUCGCCGCCAUGACCAUCAAGGGCCGAUCCGCCCACCUCAACUUCCCCGAGCUCGCCGCCGCGCUCCCCCGCCCCGCCACCGCCUCCCCCAAGGACAUCCAGGCCGCAGCCGCCCUCGCCGCCGCCGCGCUCGCGCUGCCGCCUCUCUCAGAUUCGCCAGCGACCCCCUCGAGCCCGGACGCCGCCGCCGCCCCAGCCGACGACGAUGCGGUGUUCGACCUCCCGGAUCUGUUGUUCCUCGACCUGAGAGAAGAAGGCUUCCGCUGCUCGUCCUCGAUCGGGGCCGAUUUCCCCAUCGAAGAACCAUUCCUGUGGGAGUACUAUUAAAGCUCUCUCCCCUCGCUUUCCCGAAACCCAAAUUUCCCACGUCUCUGACGGCGCGCAGCAAAAAAGCAAUCGAUCAAAACAAAGGUCAAAUCUUUCGCUUUUCCCCUCAACAAACAACUGGAUUCAAUGCUCUCUCCUCGAUCUCCUCUGCUUCCAUCUCCAUUUUCCUCUUCUUCUUCUUCAAUUCCUCAAUAAGAGCUCGAAUCAUUAAGCUUUGGAAUCAAGAUCUUCCAUUGCUGAUGAAUUGUAAAACAUUUAUUUCCACUGUUUCCCUCAAUUC
This is a messenger RNA of Zingiber officinale, 1000 nucleotides long. RefSeq names its product ethylene-responsive transcription factor ERF039-like. The transcript has a single exon. NCBI's taxonomy places the organism in Eukaryota, Viridiplantae, Streptophyta, Magnoliopsida, Zingiberales, Zingiberaceae. Gene Ontology annotation, molecular function: DNA binding; DNA-binding transcription factor activity. The record is from RefSeq and is a predicted model, not a curated record. Gene Ontology annotation, biological process: regulation of DNA-templated transcription. Bases 55 to 720 code for a protein of 221 amino acids.